Messenger RNA from Syngnathoides biaculeatus (alligator pipefish), 2258 nucleotides. It is a transcript of the gene fgf1a, whose product is annotated as fibroblast growth factor 1a. Bases 457 to 864 code for a protein of 135 amino acids. Gene Ontology annotation, molecular function: growth factor activity; fibroblast growth factor receptor binding. The record is from RefSeq and is a predicted model, not a curated record. Gene Ontology annotation, biological process: regulation of cell migration; cell differentiation; fibroblast growth factor receptor signaling pathway. NCBI's taxonomy places the organism in Eukaryota, Metazoa, Chordata, Actinopteri, Syngnathiformes, Syngnathidae. Gene Ontology annotation, cellular component: cytoplasm. The transcript is spliced from 4 exons.
UACGAUUCCACAAUUUUAUCCUGUUGGAUUUCAAUAUGAAGUUUCUGAGCCGUCAAACUUUUUUUUGCAUUGAUCGCCAACGUUUCGCUGUAUCUCUGACAUUGCAUCCUGCUCUGUCCAAAAUCUUAAUUCCGUGUACAUAUCCUUGCGUGAAAUAGUUGAUACUUAUCUCUAUGAACCCUCUUGGACAGGUCUGGCAAAUUUGUUAAAAAAAAAAAAAAAAAACAUACUGCAAGGUUACCGGGAAUACGCGAUAGAGAAUCCACUUCAAGCCUGUUCUGUUCAGUCGCCAUUUUGCAAGAUUGUGGGACGUGGCAACUGUAGCUAAGGGGGGCCAAGCUGAAGAUCGUCAAUUGGAAAGGUCCGUUGGCUGGCAACCAGUUCUGCGUGUACCCCGCCUGUCACCCUGUGAGGAUAAGCAGCUCAGCAAAUGGAUGGAUCUUGGCCCGCUGGAGGAUGACUUCCACCCGGCUGUACUGCAUGAACGGCGGACAUCACCUGCAGAUUCUCCCCGACGGGACCGUCCGCGGCCAGAGGGACGAGACGGACGUUCACACAUUUUUGCAGCUCAGAGCCGUGGCUCCAGGCGUGGUUGUCAUCCGAGGACGACAAACGGGACAAUUUUUGGCCAUGAACGAGGAGGGCCACUUGUACGCUUCGCCUUCCGUAAAUGAUGAGUGUCACUUCCUGGAGAGGCUGGAGGAGAACCACUACAACACGUACCGGUCUCACAAGUACCAGGAGAACAGCUGGUACGUGGCGCUGAAGAAGAACGGGAAACCCAAACCGGGUCCCCGGACGCACAUUGGACAAAAGGCCAUCUUCUUCCUCCCCCGCCGGCUGGAUGCCGACACCGGCACUUAGCAAAAAAAUGUCAUGACUCACGAGACGUCCUCUAUGGGUUUUCAAUCUGUGUAAUAUAUGUGUGCAGUGUUUUACAAAAAUGAGUACACCCUGACAUUUAUUUGCAAUAAUUUCACAUCGUUCAAUGGGACAUCACUGAAGAAACUUAGCGACAGUUUUAUGCUCUGAGUAGUAAAUUUAAUGUCCCGUAAACACACAGCCAUUAAUGUCAAAACCAGUGCGAACAAAAAUGAGGACGUAUGCAAUGGCAAGAUGUGAAACCAUUGACAAUUUUCACUCCCAAGUUGCACGUGAUUCUUAUGAGGUCUCAUGUGUAAGAUAGAACCGAUUUAUUAAAUAUGGUGUUCUUGCUCUCACACUCUCUAAUAUUGGUUACAUGAUUUUUAGUUGAAGCCAUUAUAUAGUAUGGGCGCACUCACUUUUGUGUGACACUGAAUAUCGACCGCAUCACUGACUGCGUGGGUUGUGAUCUUACUCAUUGUGAAUGUGAUCGUGAGCGGUUGUCUGCACGUGCCUUGCGAUUCACCGGGUGACCAGUCCAGGGUGUAUUCUGCCUUUAGCCCGAAGUCAGCUCCGACCGGCUUUGAACAGGAUAAUCCAUGGAUGUCGACUGCUUAUUGGAACGAAACUACAGGAUGGCGAUUUUACUGAUAAAAUCUUUGCGCUGACAAAGAUUAACCUAUUGAAAUUUAACAGAGUAUAACAGAUGCCCUUCAACUUCCACUAACAUUGUAGCAAUUUUGCCUCAGACGCUGCCACCCAGUGGCCAUUAUGCACGUGGCUAAAUCCGGGUAGAUAACUUUUUUUAACCCAUGCUAUUAACUCCAACAUUCAGAUAAGUGCUUUUAAAUACUGUAACGUGAUACCUCUAACAAUUGCAUCCUCUCGUAUAAUUUAUCAUAGAAUUAUUUUUUUCUUUAAAACGGUAUAUAUUUCUGUCUGCUACUACUCCAUCUACAUGUAGUUCAAUGCUAACCAGUUAGCUGCGGACAAAAAAGGCCUCAGCUCGUGAAACAAAGACGUCAAUAUUUAAGAUGAAUCAUAUACGAAACUUUGUAUUUAUGGUGAAACAGGCGUCAACAGCUUUUAAAAUAACAUUACAGGGUCCAUUGUGCGCCGUGGUGUCAUAUCUAUACCGAUGUGUGAAUGUAGUAAUCUAAAAUGCUGUAAUGUGGAAAAAUAGUUCAUUAAAAUCAAAAUGGAAUGAAAAAAAAAUGGUUGAACAACUGUAAUAAGGACUGAAGAUAGUAAAAGAACCCAAACCAGUGCUGCUAACCAAAUGUAGAUACUGUAGUUAUUGAUGAUGUAGCUUUGGCCAACUAUGCAUGCAUACAGCUAAUUGUUGAAGUUGAGUACUGGUGUUUUACAAAAUAUGAACAUGAAUAAAUAUGUUG